Messenger RNA from Xyrauchen texanus (razorback sucker), 1106 nucleotides. Its product is annotated as endonuclease domain-containing 1 protein-like. Bases 126 to 926 code for a protein of 266 amino acids. The record is from RefSeq and is a predicted model, not a curated record. Gene Ontology annotation, molecular function: hydrolase activity; metal ion binding; nucleic acid binding. The transcript has 3 exons. Lineage: Eukaryota; Metazoa; Chordata; Actinopteri; Cypriniformes; Catostomidae.
CCAAGAAUUGUCUGAGAGUAACAUACAGUAAUCAACUUUCUACAUUUGUCUUCGUUUUUUCACUAUUGUGACCUGCAGUUUUCUGUCAUCUCAUCUGUGUCUUGAUCAGCUCCAUCGUCCUCAUCAUGAUUCUGCUGUACCUGCUGAUGGUGCUGUCUGCUUUUUACUCUCCAUCUUCAGGCAGAGUGGUGAAAGACUUCUUUGGGAUAGAUGGUUGUCCACAGUUCUUUCCCAUACCUGGAGGACCGACUGUCCCGUCAGACCCAAAGUUUGUGCAGAUUUGCCAAGAUCAUAAUGGAAUUGACAGAUUUGCCACUCUUUAUGAUACUGUAAACAGAAUACCAGUGUAUUCUGCUUAUCAAUUUUCUCCUCACGUCAGUGUAUCAGGAAGCUCUUCUUAUUGGCGUAAAGAAAACAAUCUCCGUGAUGACCAACAGGCUCUGAAUGAUGACUACUUAAACACCUGUUAUGAACGUGGACAUUUGUAUUCUGUAUACCAAAAUAACAAUGAAGAUGGAGUGCGUGCCACCUUCACCCUCACCAACGCUGCUCCUCAAAGCCAUUAUUUCAAUGUUCAGUGGUUCAACUUUGCUGAAAAACCAAUAGUUGAAGAUGUAGAAAUGGCAUGUGGAAAAAAACCACCAUUUGGUGCUUACAUUGUCACAGGAGUGGUACCAAGUAACCCACCAAAGUAUUUAACCGAUUUAGAUAGUGGAAAGGCAAGAAGAGGUGUGUUGGUGAAUGUGCCCCAUGUCUUCUGGAAUGCAUUCUGCUGCAAAGACAACAAUCAGAUCAUUAGAACUGGUGGUUACCAUGUACAGAGCAGCACAAAUGGAGCAGAUCAUUACAUAAAAGAAAAAUAUAAAAAUGUUGCAGAUCUAGAGAAGUUCCUAAGAUUUAAGGUUUUUGGUGGUAAUUGUAUCUGAUUGUGAAAAUGUUAUUACUCUUUAAAACAUGAUAUGAUAUUGUGUACUUCAGCUGUAUAUCUGAGAUUAACACAUGUUGUCUUACACGAUUGAGAAUGCAAUCAAAAUGCCUCUGGAUAAUUUCCAUGUGAAAUCCAUGUACUUCAUUUGUUUUACCCUGAUUUUAUUAAAGCAGCAUAA